AUGACUGGUACCAUGUAUUUCAUCAAAAGUCAAAUGAACGGCCGUGUUCUUGAUGUGAGUGAAGGCUCGACUGAGGAUGAAGCCCCUAUCAUUGUCUAUUCUCAAAAGAGCGAAGAUUGCUUGAACCAAUUGUGGCGUUACGAAGAUGGCUAUCUCAUCAAUGCCAACUCUGCCAAGGCGCUUGAUAUCAGUGGUGGUGAAAUGCAACCCGAAUCUCCUAUCAUUCAAUAUGCUCAAAAGAUGUCUGAGGAAGCCGCUAAUCAAAAGUGGGAAAUUGACGAUGAAGGCUAUAUCUGUUGUGCUGCUCGCCCUGAUUUAGUCUUGGAUAUUGCCGAACGUAAUGACGAGGAUGGCGCUGCUAUUAUUUUGUACUCGAAGCGCGAGGGUGAGAUUGCCUCUAACCAACGCUGGUUCUUGGAGGAGUACUCUGGUUAA
This is a messenger RNA of Mucor velutinosus, 435 nucleotides long. It is a transcript of the gene RAD3, whose product is annotated as TFIIH/NER complex ATP-dependent 5'-3' DNA helicase subunit. NCBI's taxonomy places the organism in Eukaryota, Fungi, Mucoromycota, Mucoromycetes, Mucorales, Mucoraceae. The record is from RefSeq and is a predicted model, not a curated record. The coding region runs from base 1 to 435 and encodes 144 amino acids. The transcript is spliced from 2 exons.